UGGUAUCCUCUCCCUCAUCAUUCUCCCUCACUUCCCUUUUCCGGAGAUUAUUCGAAUUUUCGUCGCCGCCGUUUCCCCUCCUCCUCCCGCUGAGGCUGAAUCCCGCCGCCGCUGACAGGGAGGGCCGCCGUCGCUAUUUCCCUUACACCGCUUCUGCUGCUCACUGGGAUUCCCGGCUCCGUGCAGCGUCAAUUGGGCAGUUGAUGUUCUGAUCUUUUGCUUGAAGGCUGGAGAGAUUUAGGUUCUCACAAGUUCCAGGCUGUCCUUCUUUGUGACAACAACAUAAUGCUGUUUCUCCGCCGCCAACGCCACAUUUUUUGUUUCAGGCGUCACAUAUCUUCUGCUUCUACCUCUGCUAAAAGCACCAAUGAGACUCCCAUUAUAUACCGAAGCCCAGAACUCAGCAAUGAAAAUGAUGCCAUAACUCUGCAGCUCCUCUCCUGGGGCAGAGGUGCCUCUGGUCAGCUUGGUGGUGGCAUCGAAGAAAUUCGACUCUACCCUGCUGCUGUAGCAAACCUUCAUGUAUUGAGUUCCUCCUUCAGUUUUUCUCCAACCCCAGGGCAGUUGCUUAAGUCCAGGCUUGAUAUCCAAAACAACGCUAAACAAAUGACUGAAAUUGGCAUUUCUUGUGGCUUAUUCCAUUCAGCUUUGCUUGUGGAUGGUAAGUUGUGGAUCUGGGGUAAAGGUGAUGGUGGCCGUCUUGGCCUUGGCCAUGAAAAUAUUGCAUUUGUUCCAACUUUGAACCCUUACUUGGAUGCCAUUCGCUCCAUUGCUUUGGGUGGAGUUCACUCUGUUGCCCUCACUUCCUCUGGUGAAAUUUUUACAUGGGGCUAUGGUGGGUUUGGCGCAUUGGGGCAUUCUGUUUAUCAUAGAGAGUUGUUGCCCAGGUUGGUAGAAGGUAUUGUGACUGAGAAAUUUGACUCUAUUGCAACUAGUGGAACACAUACUGCUGCCAUCACAGAGAAAGGUUUAUGUGUAGGUGAGCUUUAUACUUGGGGCCGUGAUGAAGGGGAUGGUAGGCUUGGGCUUGGUCCUGGUCGAGGUCCAAAUGAAGGUGGCGGACUAAGUAUCCCUUCUAAAGUUAAGGCGUUGUCUGUUCCAGUCGCUGCUGUUUCUUGUGGUGGGUUCUUCACGAUGGUGCUUACUAAGGAUGGGAAAAUAUGGAAUUGGGGAGCGAACUCAAACUAUGAGCUUGGAAGAGGCAAUAAGAUAGGUGGUUGGAAACCAGAACCUAUUCGUCAUCUUGAAGAUGUCUGUGUCACUCAGAUAGCUUGUGGUGGAUAUCAUUCACUUGCAUUAACCGAUGAUGGUAAGGUGCUUUCGUGGGGUUUCGGUGGGCAUGGUCAGCUUGGCCAUCCAUCCAAUCAAAACCAGAAAGUCCCAGUAGUGAUCGAUGCUUUGGCCGAUCAGCAUGUUACCUACAUUGCCUGCGGAGGCUCUUCUUCAGCAGCUGUUACUGAUGAUGGGAAGCUCUACACGUGGGGAAAUAACAGAGAUUUUCAGCUGGGAGUCGCUGGGCUGCCUGAAGUUCAACCACUUCCAGUUGAAGUGAAGUUUCUGAUGGAAGAUGAUGGACUCGGACCCCACAAGGUACUGUCCGUUGCAGUUGGUGCUUCCCAUGCAAUGUGUUUAGCAUUAAGGUCAGGUUGCUGAUUUUAUCAUGGGAGGUGUUUUUUGACCUGAUAGAGAAGAUAUUCAAAAGAUUUCCCCUCCUUUCUUACAAGUUACAGUAGGUGACCACUUUUCAUGAAAUCGGCCAACUCGAUGUUUUGGUUUCCAUUGAGAGUUCGUAUCGUUUUAGUGAAUUUCGUGUCUGCGAUCACGAUUAGAGAUAUCGAAAGAUCCAAGGUGGUGGUGUGGAAAUGGAUGUUGGAACUUGCCAGUGAGUUCACUAUGUUGACGGAAGUUAGCAGCAAAUAUUGUGCAGUGAAUUGAGAGACUUAAGAGAGCAAAACUACCAAUUAAGCACAAGACGGGAAG
Linum tenue is the source of this 1980-nucleotide messenger RNA. NCBI's taxonomy places the organism in Eukaryota, Viridiplantae, Streptophyta, Magnoliopsida, Malpighiales, Linaceae. The record is from the annotation of a GenBank genome assembly.